This is a messenger RNA of Salvia miltiorrhiza (redroot sage), 2120 nucleotides long. RefSeq names its product NAC domain-containing protein 54-like. The record is from RefSeq and is a predicted model, not a curated record. Gene Ontology annotation, molecular function: DNA binding. NCBI's taxonomy places the organism in Eukaryota, Viridiplantae, Streptophyta, Magnoliopsida, Lamiales, Lamiaceae. The transcript has 6 exons. Bases 239 to 1846 code for a protein of 535 amino acids. Gene Ontology annotation, biological process: regulation of DNA-templated transcription.
ACAUUGCUUUUUCAUUAUUAUACUUCUCUAUUCCCUUUUUGUUCUCUUAUCAAAACCCCCCCUCUCACAACUCCCAACCCCUCAAUCAUCUUCUCCUUUAAUUUCUGUGCCUCAUUUGUUCUAUUUCCUUCCUUUGGAUCUUCUGAUCAAGUUGUAUAGUUCUUGAUAUUUGGAGAAUAGGUACACAUUUUGAUCAAGAAUAUUGAUCAGAAGUUCCAAGGGGAAGGAGAUAAGGCAAAUGGCACCGGUUUCGCUGCCUCCCGGCUUCCGGUUUCACCCCACCGAUGAAGAGCUCGUAGCUUACUACCUCAAGAGAAAGAUUAACGGCCGAAAAAUCGAUCUUGAAAUUAUCCCAGAAGUCGAUCUUUACAAGUGCGAACCAUGGGACCUUCCAGGAAAGUCGUUGUUGCCAAGCAAAGACCUAGAAUGGUAUUUCUUCAGCCCGCGGGACCGUAAAUACCCGAACGGGUCUCGGACAAACCGGGCAACGAAAGCCGGGUAUUGGAAAGCGACGGGGAAGGACAGGAAGGUAAAUUCACAGACGAGGGCGGUAGGGAUGAAGAAAACCCUCGUUUAUUACAGAGGCAGAGCUCCCCACGGCGCUCGCACCGAUUGGGUCAUGCAUGAGUAUCGCUUGGAUGAUAGAGAAUGCGACACCCCCUCUUCCGGCCUUCAGGAUGCCUAUGCACUUUGCCGCGUUUUCAAGAAGAGUUUGAAUAUUCCCAAAGUCGGAGAGAACUACGUCACUCAUCCAUCCUCCACCCCCAACUACGAGGAUCCGCCCGAUCCCUCGUGGCCGCACUACUUAUCGGAGGAGGCUUUCGCCUUCACCAAUAAUCCAUACCCUAACUGCGCCCCUAUCUUUAACCCUCCCUCAAAGGUCGAUAUAGCACUGGAAUGUGCCCGGUUGCAACAUAGGUUUUCGCUGCCCCCGCUGGAGGUCCAGGAUUAUCCUCCGGCCGGUUUUCCGAUGGAUCAGAGAAUGCAGUAUUCGAAUGCAUUCCAUGGGAAUACAGAUCAGCCGGCUGAUAUUGUGCAGGAGAUUCUUUCAGUUGCUCAAGCUUCUCAACAACUUCAAAAUCAAGAGACCUUUACUGGAAAUUACGCUCUCUCAGAUGACUUUUCCUUUCUUCUCCACGCUCCCGACAUCGGCUCCUCUAGAUAUUUAGACAACGUAGGAGAGGGACAUAAUCAGAGGUCAAUUGAUAUUGGAGACAAUGAUCAAUUCUCCCAAACAGGGAGGAUGGUGGAGAAUUUGAGAUGGGUUGGAAUGUCCAACAAAGAACUUGAAAAGGCAUUUGUGGAUGAUUUCAAGACAGUCCCAAUAGAGAACAUUUCCAAUAUCCCAAGAGACUAUCAUGAUUUCCAAGGAGAAAGUAGCAACCACAACUUCAACACAUUCAUCAACACUGAAACAAAUGACAACAUCUCAAUUGCCCCUAGAGAUGAUCACCACAAUGUGAGCAGCGACAACUUCUUGGACGACGGCGACAUCGACGAUUUCUCGAGCACUCCGAACUUCGAGGUGUAUGGGAAAGUGGAGGUGAAUCACGGAUUACUGGUCUCAACUCGUCAGACACCCAACACAUUCUACCACAAAGUGGUGCCAUCCAAGACCGUGCAAGUCCAAAUGAACCCUAUUAUCAUCCCCAUCUCCAAAUCGGGUUUUCUUGCAUCACCUAAGAUGGGAUCGAGCAUGCUGAAGAUGAUGAAAUCUCUAGAUGAGGAAGAUGGAAGUUCAAAAGGGAGAUUGUGUGGUGAGGUGAUGAAGAAUAUUAGGUCUUAUGUAACAUUUGCAGUGGCAUUGUGUGCCAUUUGGGUACGAAUUGUGACUCCUUUUGCUUGAAUUUGUUUUAUUUAAUUAUUAGGUGUACUAAUAAUUAUUAACAUGAAAAGGGGGUAAGGUUAGUAUACUUUUCAAUUUAUUUUAUUUUUAUCUUUUUUUGGGGGCGGCUAGCUAAUUGGAUAUAGGAAUAUUAAAUUGGGGUGGGGGUUGGCUUAUUAUAUUGUAACUCAAUGUAAUUGAUAUACUUUGAUGAAGUCAAGUAUAAUUGUAUAAUUUGAAGAUCUCGUUCUUGAGUGAUCUUUAUAAGGAAUAUAAUCAAAUGGUUCAAUGUUUC